This is a messenger RNA of Strongyloides ratti, 273 nucleotides long. RefSeq lists its product as hypothetical. Bases 1 to 273 code for a protein of 90 amino acids. Lineage: Eukaryota; Metazoa; Nematoda; Chromadorea; Rhabditida; Strongyloididae. The record is from RefSeq and is a predicted model, not a curated record. The transcript has a single exon.
AUGGUUGCUAAACCAAAUACAACACUAACUAUAACCAGUUAUUUUUACGAUUAUUUAAAAAAUAAAAGAUAUGAAGAAAAUCAAAAUAAUCAAGAAUAUUUUGGUAAUAAUAAUGGUACACAUAGACUUCGCCAUGAAUAUGAAUAUCUUGAACGUUGUAACAGAGAAUGUUGUGCUGAAAGAAGUAAAAUAAUGCAACAAAAUACAGAAAAUUAUUAUGGAAAAUUGAAAAGAAAAGAUGUUACUGAUGAUAAUAAUACAAAACAAACGUAA